CUGACUGACUGACUUUUUCGACUUUGGGGCUGCUCUGCUUUGUUUAAUACCUAUUUGACGUUAAUAAGUGAUUGUUGUACAGACUUGCAGUCGGAUCAUUAAAGAAUUAAUAAUAUUAGUUGGUUACUAAGAUAUACCAACUAAUUUAAAGUUAAAGCAGUUAAAAAAAAAAAAAGCUCAAAUAACCGAGACAACGAUCGACGCCGACGAUUGCCAAUAUGUGUAUGGUGGCGGUGGGGUGUUGGAGUUAGUGAGUGAGUGAGAGGGCUUUUUGGGGCCAGCCAGGUAGAUAGUGCGCACUCGCUCUCCGGGCCGGACGGACGGAGGGACAGAUGGCUUUUAGCCCCCAUUUGGACGUUUUUAUGGCUUAUUGAAAUCGAACAGCGGCAGUCAAAAAGCGCGCGCUACGCUUGCCACUACCACCGAGAUCCAACCAAACGAUCCACAUUUCUUUUAAAUAUUUUCCAUUAAAAUCUUAAACUUUGGAAAAUGUAGUCAGUGCAAAAAUAUAUAGUUACAAAAAAAAAAUAAAUAAAUAAUUCCGUCGGAUACUAAUUGCUGUUCAUACAAAUUAUAAAGUGAUCGCGCAUUAAAAACCAAUUGGUGUGCAAAUAAUUCCUUCAACAAACAAAUCAAGUUCAUUAAAUACAAAAAAAAAAUAAUAAUAAUCAAAGAAAAUUCAUUAAAUGUGAAACCCGCGAACCCGCGAAUUUUCUUUUCUGUUCUGUUCUGUUUUUUUUUUUUUUGCCCGAUUUUCCGCACGCGAGAGCCUCCUCCCCGCCCCCUUUAGAACCGGAAUAAUUAUGAGCAAUUAUAAUCCGAAUUGCGGUUACUUCGAGGAUUGCAGCUAUUACACGAACAACGUGUACAGCCAACAGGAUUAUUGCAUGCAGCCGGAUUACGAGUACAACAAGCAUGUCUACGACCUUUUUGACGCCAAAGUGCCGUCGUCGCAACGCUCUGGCUUCCACAUAUCGGACAUCCUCAACCUGGAGGGCUCCGAGCUGAAGAACGCCGCUGCGGCCGCCGCUGCUGCCGCCCAUCAUGGCAGCGAUCUGAGCCACCACCACCACCACCCCCACCAUCAUGCGGCAGCAGCCGCCGCAGCGGCAGCGGCGAUAGCUGGUGAGACGGCCGGCGGUAAUGUGGGGCAUGCCACGCCAUCAACCUUGUCGCCGACACCGGCCGGUGGAACUACGGCCGCCUCGGCGACGGGGACAGGAGCGGGCGGUGGAGAGGAGCAGCAUUCCGGAUCGGUGGAGCAUCACACCACCGAACACCAUGCCCCGCCGCAGCAUCCGCACCACCACCAGCAGCCGCAUCAUGCUGCCCACCUGCAACACCAUCAGCACCACCAGCAACCGCAGCCGGGCCAGGGCCAGCAUCCGCACCACCAGCAGGCGGUGGCGCCUCUUCCCCUGCCCCACCAUCAGGGUGGUGGUGCGGGUGGCGAUGUCAGUCAUGCCCAUACCGCCGCCGCUGCCCAUCUGCUGGCCAGCCACAAUGCCGCCGCUGCGGCAGCCGUCGCCGCCGGCCAAUAUCUGCCGAAUCUGCCCAAGAACUUUGCCGGUAGCUUCCAGGACGAGAUGUCCUCGUACCAUCACAUGGCCCAGACCAUGUUGCAGCACUCGGGACGAAGUGCCUGGAUCAAGGAGAAUGAGAUCUAUGGCAACCAACAACCCGCCAGCCCCGACAGCACCUCCCCAGUGACCUCGGAAGUGUCGUACACCUACAUCGGUUCCAAUUGCCAGACCUCGCCGGCCCUCUCCGGGGACUACAAGUCCUACAGCCGGUCGGCGGACAGCGAUGCCUUGUCCGUGGGCGAUGCCCUCAAUUCGAUGCACGGCCCACCCGGCGGAGCACCGUCCGCUGGAGGACCUUCCGCUGCUCAUGUCCUGCACAAUAACAACAACAAUACCACAAAUAAUAACAACAAUAGCCUGAAGCACGACGGGAUAAACGGAGGAGGAAGUAGCAACCAUGAUGAUAGUCUGAAUGAGGAUGGGAUCGAGGAGGAUAUCGAUGAUGUGGAUGAUCCGGACGGUAGUGGGGGCGGUGGUGGUGGAUCCGGGGAUGGGAUGCCGAAUAAGAAGCGAAAGCGCAGGGUUCUGUUUACCAAGGCCCAGACCUACGAGCUGGAGCGACGAUUCCGCCAGCAGCGCUACUUGAGCGCCCCGGAGCGGGAGCACCUGGCCAGUCUGAUCCGCCUGACGCCCACCCAGGUGAAGAUCUGGUUCCAGAACCAUCGCUACAAGACCAAGCGGGCCCAGAACGAGAAGGGCUACGAAGGCCAUCCGGGCCUGCUGCACGGCCAUGCCACCCAUCCGCACCACCCGUCGGCCCUGCCCUCGCCCCGCCGCGUAGCGGUGCCUGUCCUGGUGCGCAACGGUAAGCCCUGUCUGGGCGAUCCCACCUCCAAGCUGGGACCCGACUGUGUCGCCUCCGCCACGGCCACCGCCAUGCAGAAUGCGGCCGCCGCCCACCACCUGGUGGCGUUGAAUGGGGCGGCCGCGUACCAGCAUGCCGCCGCUGCUGCCGCCGGCCUCCAUGCCCAUGCCCAUGGAAUGGCCCACGCCCAUGCCCAGCACGCCCACGCCCAGGCGCGCUGGUGGCCCUAAUAUUGUUAGUAGGGGCCUGGAGCCACUCGAAUAACUAAAAAAAAACAACAAAACAAAACUAAUACAAGAAAUGGGUUAAAUGCAAUAUAACUGAA
This is a messenger RNA of Drosophila bipectinata, 2713 nucleotides long. It is a transcript of the gene vnd, whose product is annotated as ventral nervous system defective. The record is from RefSeq and is a predicted model, not a curated record. Lineage: Eukaryota; Metazoa; Arthropoda; Insecta; Diptera; Drosophilidae. Gene Ontology annotation, biological process: regulation of transcription by RNA polymerase II; cell differentiation. Gene Ontology annotation, cellular component: nucleus. Gene Ontology annotation, molecular function: DNA-binding transcription factor activity, RNA polymerase II-specific; RNA polymerase II cis-regulatory region sequence-specific DNA binding.